AUGCCCGAUACAGCAGAUAGUCUGACACCAGUGUCUGAUACCACAGAGCCUAGUACUGCAGACUUUGGUAGCACAGGGCCCGGUACCACAGAGCAUGUGGAAGCAGAAUCUGUAAAGCCUGAUACCCCAGAGCCUGAUACCCCAGAGCCUAGUACCACAGAGCCUGAUACCCCAGAGCCUAGUACCACAGAGCCUGAUACCCCAGAGCCUGAUACCUCAGAGCCUAGUACCACAGAGCCUGAUACCCCAGAGCCUAGUACCACAGAGCCUGAUACCCCAGAGCCUGAUACCCCAGAGCCUGAUACCACAGAGCCUGAUACCCCAGAGCCUGAUACCCCAGAGCCUGAUACCCCAGAGCCUAGUACCACAGAGCCUGGUACCCCAGAGCCUGAUACCCCAGAGCCUGAUACCCCAGAGCCUAGUACCACAGAGCCUGGUACCACAGAACAUGGUUCUGCAGAUCCUGGUACUCCAGAGCCUAGUACCACAGAGUCUGGUAUUAUAGAGCCUGGUACAGCAGAGCCUGGAACCCCAGAGCCUGAUGCCAAGAGCCUCAUACCCCACAACUUGGCACAGUUGAGCCUGAUACCCCAGAGCCUGGUACCACAGAAUCUGGAACCACAGAGCCUGACACCACAGAGACUUAUUGCAGUGCCUGAAACCACAGAGCCUGAAUCCCAGAGUCUAGUACAGUAG
This is a messenger RNA of Nannospalax galili (Upper Galilee mountains blind mole rat), 696 nucleotides long. Its product is annotated as proteoglycan 4-like. The coding region runs from base 1 to 696 and encodes 231 amino acids. Lineage: Eukaryota; Metazoa; Chordata; Mammalia; Rodentia; Spalacidae. The record is from RefSeq and is a predicted model, not a curated record. The transcript is spliced from 2 exons.